This is a messenger RNA of Struthio camelus australis, 1942 nucleotides long. The record is from RefSeq and is a predicted model, not a curated record. NCBI's taxonomy places the organism in Eukaryota, Metazoa, Chordata, Aves, Struthioniformes, Struthionidae.
AUGUCAUGUAUGCUCAAAUGCAUGUUGCACCUUUCUCCUUUUCUACUAGUAUUUGGAAGAGCAAUACACGCCAUAGCACGUAUUAGUGAUGAAUUUUGGUUUGAUCCAGUAGAAAAAGGUCUUGCCUUAAGAUCAGUGAAUUCUUCUAGGUCAGCCUAUGCAUAUGUCUUCUUUUCAUCUAUGUUUUUUCAACAUUACUGCUGGACAGCUGUAUCUGAAUCAUGUCAGAAGGAAAAACAGUUACCCCUUCCGUGUAAAUUGAUAAUUAAGUCAGUUCUUCCUGUAUUUAGAUGUGUAAACGUGCUGGAAAGGAAUGUGGAGAAAUGCAACAUUUAUACAAAUAUUAAUGAUCAUCACAUAACUUUUCAGCUCAUCUGUAAACAUGGUGUUGUAAAAACACAUAAUCUGACUUUUCAAGAAUGUGAUCCACUACAGGCUGUUUUUGCAAAGCACAUGUGUCCAAAUAUACUUAAAGUCCAAUCCAGGCUGCUGGCUGAUGUAAUGAUUCACUUUCCAAUGAGUCAAGAAGAAGUAACCCUAGCAGUUACUCCAAUGAAAGUUUGUUUCAAGAGUUACACCGAGGAAGACGCUGACUUUUCAAAGGCAAUGCAUACUGAAAUACAACUAAAUCCAGAUGAAUUUGACUACUUUCAAGUUGGUGUGGAUUCUGAAGUAACAUUUUGCCUUAAGGAAUUGAGGGGACUACUAGCAUUUUCAGAAGCUACCAGUACUCCUGUCUCAAUCCAUUUUGACAUACCUGGGAAACCAAUUGCUUUCAGCACUGAAGAUAUGGUGCUGGAAGCCAGCUUUAUUUUGGCUACCUUAUCCGAUGUUGAAAAGGAGACAGCCUCUGAACAGCCUCCAUGCUUUUCACAAAGGCAGGAAAGCUUGAAGACAUAUAUGAGUAAAUCUGAAAAAACCUCCGUGGACAGAGAUAAUAAUUCAGAAGCGGUAGCUUCCAGAAAGCCACAAUGGAACAGAAAUUCACAAAACACAGAGCCAGUAGCACCUAGAAGUCCUUUGGCAAAACAAGAGAUAAAAAGUAUUCUCAAAACCUCGAAUAAAGAUACUGCUUGCAUAGAAGGACCUACCAUAACUGAAACUGAUGACUAUACAAUGCUGGAAGCAAGAUCAACACAUUCUGAUUAUCACAAGUUUCAUUCCUUGUUUUUUGGAGCAGUCUCUUUUAAGGAGAAAGAUGCCAUCAACCACAUCUUCCAUAGUUUAGCAACAGCUAGUGACACUGAAGAGGAUUCUGUCAAUUUGCAGAGAUCCCAAGUUCUCUAAUAACAUGAAGUGUCUGCAAUAGUCUUUCCUUAGAGAUUACAAUUGCUUUCAAAGAUAGAAGCAUAUUUGACAUGGUAAUUGUAGAGCUGUUUUUAGUUUUAGAAAGAAGUUUAAUUCUCUUAUGAAACUGUCCUACUGUUCUUAGACAAGUUAGAACGUAUGAGAAACUUUUACUUGUAUGCUGAGCUUGUAACAGGAUGGUAAACUGAAUUUCACUAACAUCUAUCAAGAGAGUCUGAAAAGUGGAAAAACUACCUCAUUUGUACCCUUCUCCUUCUUUGCAAGACAAACGUACAAAUAGGACAGAACUCUACUUAACGUAUAAUACAAUCAUUUCCUGCCAUGUCAGCACAGGUUAAAUAUUUAUUCACUACUUACGUUUCACAGAAACCUGAUUUUUGAAAUCCAGCUUUAAGAAUUAAGCACAAAAGUAGAGGGUUUUUUUGUAAGCUUUGGUUGGGUUUUCUACUAUUUGUAGUACUAUAUGUUAACCACCAGUACAGGUCAUUCUAAAAUUGUAGGUGUAUUCACAGUGUAAUAUAAAUUUAAGUCAUGACCGACCAGAUUCAGAUUUGUAAGAUGCACUGCUUCACGUUCAGCUCUCCAGUAGUCCACUAGAGAAUUCACGUUGUGCUACCACUUCAGGCAAGUUACA